Messenger RNA from Lynx canadensis (Canada lynx), 5371 nucleotides. RefSeq names its product NLR family apoptosis inhibitory protein (gene NAIP). Gene Ontology annotation, molecular function: ATP hydrolysis activity; ATP binding; cysteine-type endopeptidase inhibitor activity involved in apoptotic process. NCBI's taxonomy places the organism in Eukaryota, Metazoa, Chordata, Mammalia, Carnivora, Felidae. The record is from RefSeq and is a predicted model, not a curated record. Gene Ontology annotation, biological process: inflammatory response; detection of bacterium; defense response to bacterium. Gene Ontology annotation, cellular component: IPAF inflammasome complex.
AUGGCGGCCCAGGAGGCGGCCCAGGAGGAUAGGAUUCCGAGUUUAUUUGCUUUGCUCCCGGAGCUGUCUGCUUUUCUAGGCAUAGAUGCAGUUCAGUUCGCCAAAGAAAUGGAAGAAGGAUUUCAGAAGGAACGAGAAAAAAUGCAGAAAGGCUUUAACUCACACAUGCGCAGUGAAGCAAAAAGGUUGAAGAGUUUUGUGACCUAUGAGCACUACAGCUUGACGCCACAGGAGAUGGCAGCAGCCGGGUUUUAUUUCACUGGCGUAAAAUCUGGGAUUCAGUGCUUCUGCUGCAGCUUGAUCCUCUUUGGUGCCGGCAUCCACAGACUCCCCAUAGAACUUCACAAGAAGUUUCGUCCACGUUGUGAGUUCCUUUUGGCAAAGAGUUGGUACGUUGGCAAGUAUGAUAUAAGAGAUCAAGAAUCCAGAGAACAUGCUGAAGGCGACAAAGCAAGGUACCAGGAAGACAGGGCCAGACUCGAAUCCUUCCAGAACUGGCCAUUUUACGUGCAAGCGGUAUCCGUGAGGGACCUCUCAGCUGCUGGCUGUGUUCUUACAGGUAAACGGGACACUGUGCAGUGUUUUUCCUGUGGUGGAUGUUUAGGAAACUAAGAGGGAGACGAUCCUUGGAAGGAACAUGCCAAGUGGUUCCCCACAUGUGAAUUUCUUCAAAGUAAGAAAUCUUCAGAGGAAAUUGCACAGUAUAUCCAAAGCUACAAGGGAUUUGUUGGUGUCACGGGAGAACAUUUUGUGAAUUCCGGGUCAAGAGACGAGUUACCUAUGGUGUCAGCGUAUUGCAAUGACAGCAUCUUUGCUAAUGAAGGACUACGACUGGAUUCUUUUAAGAGCUGGCCCCAUGCAUUCCCUGCAGGAGUUUCAGCUCUGGUCAGAGCAGGUCUUCUCUAUACAGGCACGAAGGACAUCGUCCAGUGUUUCUUCUGCGGAGGAUGUAUGGAGAACUGGAAGGAAGAUGAUGACCCAUUAGAAGAUCAUGCCAAAUAUUUUCCCAAUUGUCAGUUUCUCCAAAAUCUGAAGUCCUGUGCAGAAGGGAUCCCAGACGAUCACAACCACUGUGAACUUUCUGAAUUAACGGACACCACAAGUGAAAGCUAUGGUGAAGAUUCAGCAGCAGUUAGUUCUGUAGUACCGGCAGCGGCCCAGGGUGAAGCCCAGUGGCUUCAGGAGGCGAAGAAUCUGAGCGAGCAGCUGAGAGAAUCCUAUACCAGUGCCAGUUUCCGCCACAUGUGUUUGCUUGAGGCCUCUCCCUCUCUGGCCACCGACCACUUGCUGGGCUGUGAUCUAGCCCUGGCUUUAAAACACAUCAGCAGUCCUGUGGAAGAGCCUGUGGUGUUGCCGGAGGUCUUUGCCAACUUGAACUCUGUCAUGUGUGUGGAGGGCGAAACAAGUAGUGGAAAGACAGUCCUGCUGAAGAAAAUAGCUCUUCUAUGGGCAUCAGGAUGCUGUCCCUUGCUGAACAGGUUCCAGCUGGUCUUCUAUCUCUCCCUUAGUUCUGCCAGACUGGACCAGGGGCUGGCCACCAUCAUUUGUGACCAACUCCUAAAAACGGAAGGCUCUGUCACCGAAACGUGCCUGAGGAACAUCAUCGAGCAGUUAAAGAAUCAAGUGUUAUUCCUUUUGGAUGACUACAGAGAGAUGUGCUCAGUUCCCCAGGUCAUAGAAAAACUAAUUCAAAAAAACCACUCAAGGAGCUGCUUAUUGAUUGGUGUACAUACAAACAGGGCCAGGGACAUUCGCCGAUACCUAGACACGAUUCUGGAGAUAAAAGUGUUUCCCUUCUAUAAUACCAUGUAUUUAUUACGGAAACUCUUUUCACACGAUAUGAGUUGUGUGCGAAAGUUUAUGGUUUACUUUAGAAUGAGCGAGAAUUUGCGGGGAAUUCACAAGACUCCUCUCUUUGUAACAUCACUGUGUGCUAACUGGUUGCAGUAUCCUUUGAACAAAGCCAUUGAUGGUGUGGCUGUUUUCAAGUCGUAUAUAGAAUGCCUUUUCUUAAAGCACAAAUCCAAAGCUGAACUUGUCAGAGCAACCGUGUCCUCUUGUGGCGAGCUGGGCUUGAAAGGUUUGUUUUCAUCUUGCUUUGAGUUCAGUGAUGAUGACCUUACAGAAGCAGGAAUUGAUGAAAGGGAAGGUUUAGUCUCGUGCCUCUUGAGCAAAUUCACAGCCCAGAGACUAAGACCGGUCUACCAGUUUCUAAAUCCCGCAUUCCAAGAAUUUCUUGCAGGGAAGAGGCUGAUUGAACUUCUGGAUUCUGACAGGCAAGAAGAUCAAGAUUUGGGACUUUCUUAUUUGAAACGAAUUAACUCAUCAGUGACGGCUGUAGGUCUCUACAGCACUCUUGUGAAUUACCUCUCCUGCCACCCUUCAACAAAGGCAGGGCCAAAGAUUGUAUCUCAUUUGCUUCAUUUGGCAGAUAGUAAAGAGUCAUUGGAGAUAAUAUUGAAAAACAAUAACUACUUGAAGCACCAUCCAGAAAUUUCAGAGAAGUUGGAAUGUAUGAGGUCAGUGUGGCAGGUAUCUCCAGAAAGUUACUUUUCCAUCAUUUCAAACCAGUUACUGUCUCUUGCCAUAAAAAUUGCUUACCAAAGCCACACUGUUGCUGCCUGCUCUCCAUUUAUUUUGCAGUUCCUUCAAGGGAAAACCCUGAAUUUGGAUGUACUUAAUUUACCGUAUUUUUUUGACCACCCAGAAAGCCUAUUACUGUUGAGGAGCAUCCAGGUCUCCAUAAGAGGAAAUGAGGUACACACACUAGAUUUGUCAGUCUUGGAAACAUGCAUAGACAAAUCACAGGCACCGACUGUUGAUCAGGACUGUGUUUCUGCCUUUGAAUCUGUGAGUGCGUGGAAGCAGGAUAUAGCUGAAAAAGAAGAAAACAUAAAGCACUUUCAGAACCUGAGACUCGCGAAACUACCAGACAUCAGUUCUGGCUACUGGCACCUUUCCCCAAAGCAGUACAAGAUCCCCCUUCUGGAAGUGCAUGUGUCUGGAGGGGCCACUGUGAACCAGGAGAUGCUCAGGGUUCUCACAGUCGUUUUCUCAGCCUCGCAGUGCAUCGAACUCCAUUUACAAAACAGCGGGGAAUUUAUGGCCGGCAUCAGCCCUGCUCUGGAGCAGAGUAAGAACUCUGUCACCAAGUGCUCAGUGUUCUGCCUGGAGCUGAGCACAGCAGAACAGGAAUUGCUUCUCACCCUGCCUGCCCUGGAGUCUCUUCAAGUCUUGGGGACAAGGCAGGUACCAGGUAAACUUCUUACUAAUUUGGACAAGUUCCUAUGCCUGAAAGAACUCUCUGUGGAUCUGCAUCAUCAACAAAAUGUUUUUGCACUCAUUCCUGAAGAAUUCUUCAAUCUCCACCACAUGGAGAAAUUAUUGAUCCAAAUUUCAGCUGAGUAUAGUCCUUCUAAGCUAGUGAAAUUAAUUCAGAAUUCUCCAAACCUUCAUGUUUUUCAUCUGCAAUGUAAUUUCAUUUCGGAUUUUGAAUCUCUCAUGACUGCACUUUCUUCCUGCAAGAAACUCAAAGAAAUUAAUUUUUCUGGAUCAUUUUUCACACCCAUCCCAUUUGUCACUGCUUUGCCAAAUUUUAUUUCCCUGAAGAUACUAAGUCUUAAAAACCAACAAUUUCCUGAUAAGGAAACAUCUGAAAAAUUUGCCUACACCUUAGGUUCUCUUAACAACCUGGAAGAACUGGAACUUCCUACUGGGGAUGGGAUUCAGCAAGUGGCCAAACUGAUCAUCCAGCAGUGUCAGCAUCUUCAGUUUCUUCGAAUUCUCUCAUUGUGCCAGAUUUUGGAUGAUGACAGUGUGAUGGAAAUUGCCAAGGUAGCAAUCGAUGGAGGUUUCCAGAAACUUGAGGACCUAAAUCUUUCAGUCAAUCACAAGAUUACAGAGGAAGGAUACAGAAAUUUCUUUCAAGCACUGGACAACAUGCCACACUUGAAAGAGUUGACUAUUUCUAGGCAUUUUACUAAAUGCAUCAAAGCUCAGGCCACAACAGUCAAGUCUUUGAGUCAGUGCAUGUCACGACUGCCAAGCCUCAUCAGACUUAACAUGUUAAGUUGGCUCCUGGAUACAGAAGACAUCACACUGCUUACUGCCAUGAAGGAAAGACAUCCUCAAUCUAAACGCUUAUUUAUUCACUGGAAAUGGGUACUGCCAUUCUCUCCAAUUGUUCAGGAAUAGAAGAUGUACCUAAAAACUGAAUUACAAAUUUGGAGAGGGAAGUUUUUAGAAUUGUUGACACAAAGUCUUGCACACAAAAGGGUAUUUACAGUAAGGCAUGUUAAAGAAAACCCCAAAACCACUACCAGAACCUUUGCAGUCCCUGAAUGAUUCUCCCCAACUAAAUAGAAAUCAGUUCUUCAAUCAAGUUUAUACACCUAACCCUCCAUAAUCGGGGAUCAGCAUCCGGUUUUCAGACUCACUGUGGUAAGGAGGAUAAAAACAGCUAUGGGAAUGGAGUGAGGUACACAGAUGGGUCUUAAAGCCACAAUACGGAAGAAGUAUUCAAGUUACAUAUAAAGUGAAUUUCAAGCCUUUACCACCAGUCCAGUUUAAUCUUUUGUGGGCCAAGAGAUACGCCUUAAUACUUCUAGGAUUUGUUGUGUAUAUUAAUUUUGGUAUAAGAGGCCCAUACAAGGUAGAAGUAAGAUUUAAGGGAAAAAGCUCCUAGUACAGAGGCUUUUGAUUCAACACUUACUGUAUCAGCAUAAAGUACAAAACAGCACUUCUAAGAUUCAGACUAAAAUGGAGAGGGCGCAGCCCUCGACAUCAGGUUUGUUGAAAUGCAGCCCAAGAAGGUUUGAGCUUUGGGCAUUUGGCUGACGAAGUGCCUUACAGGUAUUAGAGGAAGCCAUUCGUGUGGGGGUACUGCGUUAGAAAAACCACGCGUUGCGUCUAUCUGCUAGAACAACACACUGGAAGCAGGGAAAGAAGUCUCUUGCUCCUACAGUGUCUUACCACUACUCUCUACUGACAAAGCUUUAUACUGUGCCUGCUGCGGGGACAGGUCGUCACAGAGUGAAGAUCGAUUACUGCAGAGAAGGGCAAUAAAGGCUGGAUUUGGACACGAGAAGCAACAACUUGAUAACUGAUAAAACUAUUACUUAUUAAAUAGCUUAGACCUAAACUAAAAGAACCUUGUUAGAUUUAAGAUUGAUAGGAUGCACAUAAAUAUUUAUAGAAAACGUCUUACAUGAUCUAGAAGACACAGGGAACCGGCUAGUGAUUGACUUCAGGGAGGGGGCCAGGAUAGCAAGGGAAUAGGAGGAAGGUCUGAUUCUUUUUUCUUUGCAGAUCUUUUGUACUGUUUGAAUUCUGUACCGUGUGUGUGUACUAUUAAAAAUGGUAUUUUAAAAAC